This is a messenger RNA of Danio aesculapii, 1823 nucleotides long. Its product is annotated as putative transmembrane protein INAFM2. Bases 359 to 859 code for a protein of 166 amino acids. The transcript has a single exon. The record is from RefSeq and is a predicted model, not a curated record. Lineage: Eukaryota; Metazoa; Chordata; Actinopteri; Cypriniformes; Danionidae.
CACACACACACACACACACGCACACAGGCAGAUGUGUGUACAGUAUAAUCCGUCUCAUCAUUCUCACCCCUCUCUAAUCCAUCCCAUGAUAUUUGACUCAGAAACAUCUCAGCCUUUAGGGACCAAAAGCAAAGACUGGAUGCUGGAAAACAUCCAUAACAUCAUCAUCAUUUUCAUCAUCCAGACCGACCCGCAUCAUGAUCCUGACCGCUUUCUGAUGCCCCUCCGGCGCCAUGGAGCAAAACGCAUCGAUGUAACCGCAUUCAACGCGUUUUAGAGACUCCCAACAUCAUCUUUCAAGACGGACGGGGUCGUGGAGCAUCGAGGGAAAAACCGAGGCAAUCGGGACAGAGACUACAUGCCCAAUAUGGAAAGGGGCAAACCCGCAACAUACACGGGCGACAAGAAGGCAAAGAUGGCUGCAAAAACCAAUAAGAAGUGGGUAAGACUGGCCACGGUGUUUGCAUACGUCUUAUCAGUAUCUCUAGCCGCGAUUAUCCUGGCUAUAUACUACAGUCUGAUCUGGAAACCCGCUGGAAAUGGCAAUAAUAAUAAUAACAAUGGCACCAUUGGCACUGGCACCACCACCACCACCGCGCAACCCGAAAACCUCAACUCCACUGCCGGCUUCAGCAACACCACUGUCGGCUUCAGUAAUACCACCACCGCGCAGGUCAACAGGAGAAAACGCGCACUUUCUGAGGAUUUCUACUCGUAUGGAGACUUGUAUAAGAGUCGAAGCGACGCAAAAACACGCGGAGGUUUGACCAGCGGGGACGCGCUAACGGAGACCGCGCGCGCGCCUGAGGAUUCUAGACAGAAAAAGCAAAGUCGGUUAGUUUCCGAUAAGCAGAACUAAUCGAGGCCUUAAUGGGGACUUUUGAGGAUGCUGGAGAUGUGCUUUUUGACUUUUGGACACCUUAUAUAACACGUCUGAUAUUUCUUUUUAUUUUAUUGUUUGCCUUAAACUGCGAUUUAAAGGGAUAGUUCACUAAAAAACUAACAUUUCUCUGUCAUUCGCCAUUUAUUUGUUCAUUUCUUCUGGUGAACAUAAAUCAUAGGUGAAGAUAUUUUAUUAUUGUUAAUACCUGCGACUUUCAUAGUGUUUGGUUAGUCCUACAAUUGAAGUCAAUGGAUUUCAGCUUUCUUCGGGAUAUCUUCUAUGUUCAGCUUAAGUAAUAAACCAUUUAAAGGAGAAUAAAUACACUGAAUACAACGAUUUAUUGGAUUUACCUACAUUUUACAAGCUAGCUAUUGAUAUGGGCUGAAUUUAAACAUUAAAUUUAGUAAUUUUCAACUUUAUUAGUUGAAAUUCAGCCCGUAUCAAUUGUUUGCAAGCACUUACAAAUAUAAGUAAAUCCAAGUAAUUUUUUUCAGUGCGUAAAUAUUCGUAUUUUAAUGAACUAUCCCUUUAAAUGUUAAUUUAUUGGAGCUUAUACCCAAAAUCCACCGGCUGGCCUGUCAUUCAGCUGAAUAGGAAACAUCUUGACUGAGCGACUAUAUUAUUAUUAUUAUUAAUAUUAUCAUCAUCAAUGCCUUGAUCUGAUUAAGAAUCAGCCAUUAUUAUCCGGAUGCGAGCUUUUUAAGGAAAUACAAAGCUUGCAUGAGCUCAGCUAAACCUGUUAAACAAUUAAUCAGGAUCCGUAUGUUUAGAGGAACCUGCUCAGGUAUGUGCAAAUACUAUUUAUGUAAAUGUAUUAAGUAAUGUACAUAUAUACACACGCGACUUUUAGCAUCACUAGAUCAUUUUUACUACAAAUAUGUACCAUGUAGGUGUAGGAAACAUCACCGUAAUGGGAAAUAAACUCAUUUAAAGUACAAAA